CUUCCAAGAUUCCCCCUAAUUGUUUUGUGAUUGUUCCCAUUGCAUUUGCAUUAUUAUCAUCGCUUUACUUUAAUGGUGAUUACUUAGUCACUUUCUCCCCACGUACACAUGAUUAAUCUAAGCUUUUAACACAAACCAGAUCUGAGCAUUCUAAUAAAAACAUUAAUUUAAAGUAAAAAAACAAAAAAUAGUGGGUCUAUAUCAAUUUAUGCUAUUUAGAUAGAAAAAAACAUAGUGAUAAUUAGAGAGUUAUAAAGACACUAUCAUUCUCGUCUCUACAACAACCCAUCUGGACAUUAAUGUCACAUUUCUGAAAUCUCUCAACUUCAUCAUCAAGUGGGUUCCUAUGAGAGUGACGACUCUUUGAUUGCUUCGCCACAUCUUUUAUUUUUAUCCUUCUAAGUCAUUUCUCUAUCUAUCCAUAUAGAUAAAAACCUUCUAAUAGAUCUCUGUGUCAUUUUAUUCGUAAGAAUGAGAUCUAGUGUAGAAGAUAACAAAGGAUGGAUAGGACCAGCGACACCGGAGAUAUCGAACGGUUUUGAGUUUCAGAAAGGUUCGAACCGGACACCAAACCAUCACCGGUCUACUAUGGGGAAGCCAGCGCCGUCAAAAUGGGACGAUGCUCAGAAAUGGCUUUCUGGUGUAGGGUUUGCUCGUGGAGGUGGUGGAGGUGGUGACAAGAGUAGUCAUCACUCAAGAAGUAAUAAGCCGAGAAACUCGAACGCGGAUGAUCUUAGACUUAUAGCUUCAGCUUCACAGAGAGAACGUGAAGGAGAAGAUCAGUACGUUGAGUAUGAUGAUGAAGAGAUGGCGGCGGGAAGACCGGAGGUUGAGACGAAGAAUGUUGAUUGUGGUGAAUCUGUUUGGAGGAAAGAAAGUAGUAUUAAUCCAACGGCUGUGAUUAGAUCCGUUUGUGUGAGAGAUAUGGGGACUGAGAUGACUCCUAUUGGUAGUCAAGAGCCUUCUAGAACAGCUACACCGGUGCGAGCUACUACACCGGUUGGGAGGAGUCCUGUGACUUCACCGGUGAGGGCUUCACAACGUGGUGAGGCGGUGGGGGUUGUGAUGGAGACGGUGACGGAGGUUAGGAGGGUAGAGAGUAAUAAUAGUGAGAAGGUUAAUGGUUUUGUGGAGAGUAAGAAGGCUAUGAGUGCUAUGGAAGCUCGAGCCAUGGCUUGGGAUGAAGCAGAACGUGCUAAAUUCAUGGCUAGGUAUAAGAGAGAGGAAGUGAAGAUACAAGCUUGGGAGAAUCACGAGAAGAGAAAGGCUGAGAUGGAGAUGAAGAAAAUGGAGGUAAGAUGUUCUGUCUAAUUGUGGAAAGAGAGUUGUCAACACGUGUUCAAUCCGAAUUUCGGUUCAGUCUUUUUUUAGUUUUUUAAAAGACAAAGUAGUGUGGAUUGGUUUGAUAUGGAUUGGAUCUAUUAAUUGUUAAAGAGAAAAAUAACGUUAUGGAUUGAAAAGGUUUUAAAACAAUGUGUGAACGUGUGUUUAGGUGAAGGCGGAGAGGAUGAAAGCAAGGGCAGAGGAGAAGUUGGCCAACAAGCUAGCUGCGACGAAAAGGAUAGCGGAAGAGAGGAGGGCGAAUGCGGAGGCUAAGUUAAACGAAAAGGCGGUGAAGACAUCGGAGAAAGCUGAUUAUAUAAGGAGGAGUGGUCACUUGCCUUCUUCUUUUUCUUUCUCCUUUAAGCUUCCCUCUCGUUGUUGGUGUCAAUAAUUGUCUAUUUUCAUUAGAAUGUAAUCGUAUGGAUUUAGUGAUAUUCAAUAACUAACGCAAAAAAAAAAAAAAAAGUUUU
Messenger RNA from Arabidopsis thaliana (thale cress), 1793 nucleotides. RefSeq names its product Remorin family protein. NCBI's taxonomy places the organism in Eukaryota, Viridiplantae, Streptophyta, Magnoliopsida, Brassicales, Brassicaceae. The record is from RefSeq and is marked reviewed. Bases 472 to 1311 code for a protein of 279 amino acids. The transcript has 2 exons.